This is a messenger RNA of Orussus abietinus, 858 nucleotides long. It is a transcript of the gene Rpp21, whose product is annotated as ribonuclease P protein subunit rpr2. Gene Ontology annotation, biological process: tRNA processing. The record is from RefSeq and is a predicted model, not a curated record. Lineage: Eukaryota; Metazoa; Arthropoda; Insecta; Hymenoptera; Orussidae. The coding region runs from base 144 to 701 and encodes 185 amino acids. Gene Ontology annotation, cellular component: nucleolar ribonuclease P complex. The transcript is spliced from 4 exons.
AUAAAAUGAUACUGAAGCAAGGUGGCUAACGAAGUUUAUGACAGUUUAAGAUAAACUUGCAUUAUUUCAAGAUCAUAUGUUAUUAAUUUAAAACUGUAUAAUCUGUAUAGAUUGCGACUUUCUAAGUUUAAUUUGAUCGUAAUAUGAACACAGAUGCAAGGCUUUGUCAAGGAAAGGAUGUUUUAGAAAGAAUGAAUUUUUUGUAUCAGGCUAGCAGGUUAAUGGUAUCCAAAGACGAUAUUCUGGCAUCAUAUUAUGGUAAAGUGAUGGUCAGUUGUGCAAGGAAAGCAGUGUUACGAAUAGAACCAGAUAUGAAGAGAUCGAUAUGUAAAGGUUGUCACUCUCCUCUCAUUCCUGGUAAAACGGUAAAAGUACGAUUAAAGUCUAAACCUACAAAAGCAAUUACUUGGACAUGUCUAAUAUGCAACACAACUAGGAAGUUACCUAACAAGGGUGAUUACAAGUUAUGGGUAGAACAACCUGAUGCUGUAAUAGAAAUGCUGGAUUAUUCACAUGAAACCGUAACUAGUGCUUCCCCCGUUAAUACCAGUGGUAAAAAACAUAAAAAGGAAUGUCACAAAGAUGUGAGUAAUAAAACAAAAGAUACUAGCCAUAACGAUCAUAAUGUCCAGGUAAUGGAGCAAGGAGAGAAUCACGAUAAUCAUAAGGUACUGCAGAAUACUGUCAAAGGAUCAGCAUAGCAUAAUGAUUAUUCUUGAAAAAAGUUUGUUCCUCCUAUGGCAUCUCACAUGAAACGCAGUAACAACUCACUUUCAUAUACGAAUAUUUUAUAUUAAUUGCUUACAUAAAAUAUGUUACAAUCAGUUUGUAACUAAUAAACAGACAAUUUUUUGCUAA